UUUUUACUUUUUAUGUCAUUUUUAUAAUAGUAAGCUGGUGUUUACAAACAAAAAUUUAAUUUUUUUGUAUUUUUUUUUUAUAAAUUGCUUAUUAAACACAUCAACGGCUUUUUGGUACAAUUUCUUUAAGAGGAUUCCCCCCACUUUGUAUGCACAAGGCACAAAGCACACGGCGCACUGCACACUCAGCGACAAGCCACACUACCCCAAAUGGCGCUUAUUAGUUAUUAAAAUACUAACACAAAGUCACGUUAACUUUCGUAUGAAUCAUCCACAAAAACCAAAGUACAAAAACAAGUGCCAGCAGAAAACCCAUACAAAGAGAGUGGACCCCACAAUGCUCACACUCAAAUUGAGCAUAAAAUCACUCAAUUUGCACAACAACAAAUACUCACAUCGACUGAGCGACUGUCGACUUGAGCGUUGUGGAGUGGUGUCCCAGUACGUCACUCACUUGGACGCUAUAAUUACCAACUCGUUUGACCACCUACACAUAUACAUAUGCACACACAUCGUCUAAAUUGCGGCGCUUAUGCGCACUGCCGAGGUAAGUCCGCGCGUCACACAUACAACAUUUGCGCUCGACACGUCACGUCAUAGCGCCCCAACGCACACCGCUAAAUUACGCUCACCCGCACGCUAGCGCACACACAACACGAGCGCUAAACGAUUGAAGUGAGCAAGCGAGCAAGCGAGCAGGCAGGCAGUCAGGCCGACAGCCAGACAGACACACGUUCCAUACCGUUGGACGAUCGUAUAUUUUGGUCGUGUGGCGACUGGCUGCGCUUGCUUUAGCACCUAUAAACGCACACACAUACAUACGUAUGCUCAAUUGUGACUAGGUAUGUGGUAUAUGUCGUGCGGUCGUGCCUCACCUCUGAUCUCUGCACCUCGGCGCGCUGCCUCUUCGCUAGCUUACCUGUGUGCGCUCAGGCUGCCGCAUAGCAAAUUUCAACAAUGCUCCCGUGGUCGCUGCCGUCGCCUACAUCUCCACUGCUCUUCGCUGCCUUAACCGCACACAACCCUGUGUGACACCACCGUGAUUUAGCCAAACGAACCUGUCGAUCAAGCGUCAGUUGUGCACUGUGUGCCAAACGCGAUACAUAUAUACAUACAACAACUAUAAACAUUUGCACUACCAACACCAACAGAAGACACCCAUACCAACGCCAGCAGCGCAAUUUGCCAAAGCAGUCGUUGUAAUCAGCUCCUAAAAAUUCCGUAACACACACACACAUAUACGCGCGCAAACACACACACACGAACAACAUAAAUAGAACCCAAACGCGCAGCGCUAAAUACCCAGCAACCGAAUCAAGGCGCGCGCAGGCAGCAACCAAGCAAGCAAGCAGACAAACAAACAAGCAACAACAACAAGCCACUGGCAGUGGUAGCAAUCGAGUCUGGGCCGACCAGUUGACGAGUCUUUUAAUCGCACUGCGACUAGAACAUUGAAUUCAUUCGCUGAACGAACGUCGUGGUGAACGCAAGAGACUCGGUCACAAGCGGAACUCGCAAGCUAACGGUCGACGUCUGACAAAAGAAAAGUAGAUAUUUACGUUAAGUGAACAGAAGCAGAUAUCCAAUAAAAAAGUCAAGCGAAAUACGUCGCGUCAAAUGAAAGUGAAUUUUAUUGAAAACUAAUUGACUAUUAACACUUUUUGGUGGAUUUUAUAAAAAAAAAAUUAAACAACAAAUAAAUAAAUUGUGAAAUUAUACAAAAUUUGUAUAAAAAGAAGUGAAAGAAAAAACUGAAAGUGAAAUUUAUAAAUAAAAAAUUUGACUCAGAAGACAAAAGUAAUUGCAAAAGCAAAAACAAAUUGUGAUAACCAUAAAGUAAUUUGUGAUUAGUUUACAACUCAACUCAACUAAAAUAUGGUAACAGGAGUAGCUGGCCCAAAUAUGACAGCAAACGUUAUUGGAGCGCCGGUGACAGCGCUGAAAGAUGCGCCAGCAGUCAAAAGCGAUCGUCGGUCGAACAAGCCGAUUAUGGAAAAACGCCGACGCGCCCGCAUUAACAAUUGCCUAAACGAGCUGAAAACGCUGAUUCUGGACGCCACAAAGAAAGACCCCGCGCGUCACUCCAAAUUAGAAAAGGCCGAUAUUUUGGAGAAGACUGUCAAGCACUUGCAAGAACUGCAGCGCCAACAGUCCGCCAUGCAGCAAGCUGCCGACCCUAAGGUCAUCAAUAAAUUCAAAGCCGGCUUUGCCGACUGCGCCAACGAAGUGAGUCGUUUCCCCGGUUUGGAUCCGGCUGUGAAGCGUCGCCUGCUGCAGCAUCUGAGCAAUUGUAUUAACGGUGUUAAAACCGAGUUGCAUCAACAUCAACGUCAGUUGGCAAGCGCCAGCGCGCAAAUGUUGCCCUCACCGCCCAGCUCACCCGAGCAGGAUCAACAUCAUUUGCAACAACAACAGCAUGUUGCUGCUGCUGCCGCUGCCGCAGCGGCCAGCGGUCAUCCUUUUCUUGUGGGCACCCAACUGCAACACACAAUGAAUGGUUAUUUCCUACCUAAUGGCAUGCAAGUGAUACCCACCAAAUUGCCAAAUGGCAGCAUAGCGCUGGUAUUGCCACAACAACAACAACAUCACCUACAACAACAGCAACAAGCAGCGCAAGCGCAACAGCAGGCCGCACACAUGCAGCAGCAAGCACAACAACAAUUGACCGCUGCGCAGGCUGCUGCCCUAAUGUCAAUGCCCACCCGCACCGCCUCGACAAGCUCAGCUUCUUCGCACAGCUCAUCCGUCUACGAGCGCACACUCUGUUCGCCCGCUAACAGCGUUGCGCAUUAUGCGCCGCCAAGCCCAGCCAACUCAUAUGAGGCAAUGGAUUGCAAACCCUCAGUCAUACAGCAUGCACCUACACUAUCACAACAGCAACAACAAUUAAACCAACAACCACUUUCACUGGUAAUCAAAAAGGAUAUCAAAGUAGAAGAUGAGCAACCUUGGCGACCGUGGUGAAGUGUUCCCCCAUUUGGUGAAUCACUCAAGUGACUGAUAAACGCCCCCUCGUAGUAAAAUCGUGGGGCGUUUAAAAUAUAUACCAAAGCGGCGUAUUAGUGGCAGGUGUAGCAGACAGAGCUUUCAACAGCAAUUGGCACUUCUCGGAAGACAUUGGGAAGUUCAUGCUAGUUGUUUAUUUGCUUGACAAAUAUGGAAACUGCUUAAGCGCCCUAGCGAUGCGACGAUAGCCACAUCGUACACUCAUUCGUAACCAUUUCGCGCGCUUGCCUUGUGUAAAUGACGUUGAAGUUGAAAAUAUCGCGCGCUACAAAGUGAUCUCAAUAGCAGCAGCAGUCGCGCGGCAGUAGCAGGCGCAACAGUGAGUGUGACGCAGUUGUGUUGCCGUGUGCAAUAAAAAAGAAAAUCACAAAAGCACUGGGAAAGCAUUGAACGACAGCACUUAAUUGACUACCUCAGCAAUACAGGGGCGUAUCGCGGUUAGCCGCACCUCAGGGGCGCAUCAUUUGAAUUUCACUAAGCUAUCUCAUUGGAGUAUUACAAGUAUAUAUAUAUAGAAAGAGAGUAACUAAUAAUUGGCGAAUCGUCAAAGUUCGUAGUCACUAAUAAUUUAAAAAAACAUAUUUUUAUAAGAAAAUCUAGUUUAUAUUGCUUUUACAAUAAUUAUACUUUUUAAUUACAUUUUCAUUUCUCAUUUUAAGUCACAUGCACUUAUAUACUAAUAUUCGUGUCAACACUUGUGAAAAGUUAACAGAAAUGACAAAACAAUGAAAUCUUAUAGGUCUUCCCAACUUGUAAAGUAGUUUGCACUUAAUGAAUUUACAUUAUGUGCAAAAAGUAUAUUUAAUUAUAAUUUUAUUUAAUUUUAAAAUUAGUCGUAAGUUAUUUAUGUAGUUUAUAAGAAUUUCAAAUUUUUCAAAAAGAAUAAGUGAAAAAAGUAAUACCUGAAAGAAAAAAUACUAAAUAAAACAAAAGAUAAUAAAACUGAAUUUUAUCUAUUGAAACUAAAAAGAACUCUUUUAUUUGGAUAUAUGGCUAAUAUUAGUUUGGAGUAAAGAAAUAUCUUGGAAUGUAAGUGAGAAAAACUCGUCCAAGGUGGGCGCAUUUUGUGAAAAAAUUACUGAAAAUGUAUUUAAAUGUAGACAAAUAAUUGCU
Messenger RNA from Bactrocera oleae (olive fruit fly), 4119 nucleotides. It is a transcript of the gene hry, whose product is annotated as bHLH transcriptional repressor hairy. NCBI's taxonomy places the organism in Eukaryota, Metazoa, Arthropoda, Insecta, Diptera, Tephritidae. Gene Ontology annotation, biological process: regulation of transcription by RNA polymerase II; regulation of neurogenesis; anterior/posterior pattern specification. The record is from RefSeq and is a predicted model, not a curated record. Gene Ontology annotation, cellular component: nucleus. Gene Ontology annotation, molecular function: RNA polymerase II cis-regulatory region sequence-specific DNA binding; protein dimerization activity; DNA-binding transcription factor activity, RNA polymerase II-specific.